CCUUUAGCAUGUGUUGCUAUAGCAACCGACGCAGACACAGAUUUAGGAACAUAUUGGAGAAAGGGCAUAACAGUUGUGUCAUGGCUACCUCACUACGAAUAGAAAUGUCAAAACAAAUCAAUUAGCUACAAAAUGUCUAAUAAAGGAUCGAUAAAAAAGACUUUCGAUGCAAAAAAUGCACAUAGUUCACAAACAAAAUCAAGAACUAGAGAGAUUUCCGAUCAGAAGGAGAAAGAAAUUUUUCGCAUCACUCAAAAUGCAGAUGUUAAUUCAAAAGCAGAACGCAGUGGGAUCAAUUUAUCAUCAGUGGUGAAAAAGACUUCUAGAUCAAAUGGCACAAUUUCUCAAGUAAAAGCAAUUGUUAAAAGUGAUACGUCAAAGUCACUUUCCAAAUCGUCUCGAACACCUUUAAAUGUUAGUAGAACAACUAAAGUGAAAGAAAGUGAGACACAGGGUACGAAGCACACGAAGCAAACAGAAAGCUCCAGUAAAUUGAAGGAAAAAAUUAAAAUUUCGGAAAAACGUGGUAGGAGCACAAUAUUUGUGCCUGAAAGUAAUACGAGUAAACUCAAAUCGUUAUCAACGAGACAAUUGUCAGAUUCUAAAGCAUUGCCAACUAAGAAAUAUGAUAGAGCCGAUGACCGCAAAAAUAAGAGGCCAUCUUCUCGAGAACGUAGAAAGUCGAGAACUUUAAGUCCAAGUGAAGUGAGAGUUCUACAUACUGCAAUUCCAAACAAAAAUUUCGAUAGUGCAGUCAAGCCCGAUUCAGAUGAAGAUUUUGACUAUGAGGACGAUUUUGAAAGUUAUAAAUCCGACUUUGAGGAAUGUACAGACAGUAAUAAUUCUCUAAUUAGCGAGGAAGCUAAUGAAUCUAGAGACAGUCCUAUUUUAGAACCAAUUGAAAUGAAAGCACUCGAAAGGAAAAGAGUUGUGAACAGUUAUGAAAUUCGUAAAACGGAAGAAGAGCGAAUGUUGGACUCUGGUCAUUAUGAAUUAGCAGAAGCCAGAAAAAGAGCAGCGAGAAUUGAAUCAUUGGUAAUAGAUUCAAAUUUAACGAGUCGUCCAAAAACGCCUUUGACUGAAUUAACUCAUCCCAUAAAUCAGACUUUUAGAGAGGAGAAGCAGUCAGAAAAUAAAUCUUUACCUCUUUCAAUGGAUGAAGGAUUUGAAGACGCAAGGUCUGGAGAUUUUGCAAAAUCACCUCCUAUUUCUCAAAUUUCUGAAACUUCCAAAAUAACUAAUCCUCAGAAGGAAAAGACGGAAACGAGGAAAGUACUAAGUAGAGGAGAGGAACUAAUGACCAUGAUUAAAUUAGACAAUGUUGAAUGGUCCUUAUACGAAAGUGCGCCAAUUGCUUAUGACGAAUUCAUUAGGAAUUAUGGGAAAUUGAACACGCAACAGAUGUGCACUCAAACUAAUGACGAUAAUCUGGAGGAGGAGACUCAAACAGAAAAAAUUGAAUCCUGUAGCAAAUGGACACAAUUUCCAAUAACGUGCAGGAAAAAUCUGACUACCAGUGAAGAUAUAAAAUUAUUUCGAAAGGAACAAUUUGGCGUUGGUAGUAACGAAGACGAUUUAGAUUUAACUGUUGUUCCACCGUACGAUGUUUUGCAGUUAAAUGAAUUUUUGGAAAGAACGGGAAAAGUAAUGCUUUGUCUUCUAGAAGAAAGACGAUUUGGUGGAAAUAUUCUUCAAAAGAACAAUCAUGAUAUGCCUUUUAGUGCGGGCUGUAUAAAACUCUCGAUAAAUUCACUGACUUUUUUAACAGGUAGAUCUGUAACUGCCAUUAUAUACUCCGAGAUAUUAAAUAAAGUUCUUCUCACGAUUCACGCUCCAAGAGACGAGGAUAUCGAGACAUCAAACAAGCAAGAUUAUGUUAUUGAUUGUUGUAUUGGAUGCAUAUGGAAUAUUUCCGAGCCAUCAAGACCAACCAAAAUAAUUUAUUCACAAAGUCCAAUAACUUCAUGUUGUUUUCAUCCAACUAGUUAUAAUAUUAUUUUUGCUGGCUUACAAGAUGGAUCGAUUAACAUUUGGAAUUUGAAAGAAGAUGAAAUGUGGCAUAAAAAAGUGACUUACAAGGAAAAUGAAAUUGAUUGGGUGAUACGUUCACCAACUUACACAACAACGGGAAAUUUUGAAAUUGACGGACAUAAGUCUGAAAUCGUGGCCUUACGUAUUUUAUCAAAAGUAGAAAAAGAAGCCCUAGAUACCGUUAAUAAUAAGUUUUUACCAAUUCAAAUUUGUAGUUUAGACGAAAAUGGUAGUUUAAUAAUAUGGAGCGUUUUAAGUACGAUGAUAAAGAGUUCUGGGGAUUAUGGAGUAUCGCACUGGGGCGAUAUAAAACUGACAAAAAGCCAAGAAGUGCCUUUAUCUUUUAAGAAAACUGAUAUGGAGAAUCACUUACGAAGAUUUUUCGACUUAACUGUAGAUAGUAUUAAUAAUAAUGAUCUUUUUAUUUCCACAAAUUCGAAUAGUAUCUUACAUGCCAAUAGUGUGGGAGGAAGAACUAAUCCAAUGAAUUACAAAGAAGACGAAAUGGAUUGGUCUGGCAAUGCAACUUGUAUCGAGAGAUGUCCUUUUAAGCAAUCUUUUUUCUUGGUAGGUUGCGAUAAUGGUACUGUACGUCUUCAUUCAUUAAAUGUGAAAAAAUCUCUUCUACAAUUAAGAAACGAAAAUUACAAAUCGGCUGUCAAAAUAAUACAAUGGUCGAAAUCGAAACCCUUCACGCUGUUUGUUCUUGACAUUAAUUCGCAAAUACAUGUUUGGGAUUUAAGCAACAGUGAUACUUCUCCUGCUUAUUCGAUAUCUACAAAAAGUUGGGAUAAUGUAGAAUGCAUUCAAUUAUCUCCCUGCAAUUCUAGUCACGAUUUGGCUAAUCAGUAUUUGGCAAUUGGUACUGAGAUGGGAAAUGUUGAAGUUCACAAAUUAAGCAAAGAAUUCUACAAUUCUCAACAAGAUUUUUUUGAAGACAUUAAUAACUUUUUGCGAUACUUCACAAUUUUAUAAAAAAAAUGGAUUUUCUAACAAGCAAUUCACGUGUUCCAAAAAUAUCAUUAAAAAAUUACAAUUUAUUUAUAUCAUAUAAAACUCUUGAGGUUUCCAAAGACUGUUAUUAAUAUUAUUAUUAUAUUAUUAUUAUUAUUAUUAUUAUUAUUAUUAUUA
Leptopilina heterotoma is the source of this 3162-nucleotide messenger RNA. Its product is annotated as cytoplasmic dynein 2 intermediate chain 1. The record is from RefSeq and is a predicted model, not a curated record. Bases 133 to 3006 code for a protein of 957 amino acids. Lineage: Eukaryota; Metazoa; Arthropoda; Insecta; Hymenoptera; Figitidae. The transcript has 16 exons. Gene Ontology annotation, molecular function: dynein heavy chain binding; dynein light chain binding. Gene Ontology annotation, cellular component: cytoplasmic dynein complex. Gene Ontology annotation, biological process: intraciliary transport.